CCACGCCUAUGGGGGCCAUAACGGCACUGCUUUGGCCACCGCUAGUAUAAAAAGGCUUGGUUAGUGUGUGUUCAGACGCAGAUCGCAGGCGCACCUCGAAGGAGUACAGUUGCGUCCACUUUUGUCUGUGACUCGACAAGAUAUCUUCACCAUGAAGUCCGUGUGCAUUGCGCUCCUACUCCUGGCCAUUGCUGCCGUGGCGUACGCUGGAAUCUUCGGCGGUGGCGGUGGCUACGGACGAGGCGGCUUUGGAGGCGGCUACGGAGGCUUCGGGGGUGGUGGAUACCGUGGAGGAUACGGCGGAGGAGGAUACGGCGGUGGAUUCCGUGGAGGAUACGGCGGUGGAGGAUACGGCGGAGGAUUCCGUGGAGGAUACGGCGGCGGAGGAUACGGCGGCGGAAAGGGAUGGCACGGAUAAACGCCCCGCUUGCAUGGGGCAGGCGCGCGCAGACACCACCGCGUGUGCGGCUUGUACAUUUUCGUCACAUCUGUUGUUCUUGUUGAAAAAAAAAUCAGAAAACCAUGCAA
Dermacentor silvarum is the source of this 528-nucleotide messenger RNA. RefSeq lists its product as uncharacterized. NCBI's taxonomy places the organism in Eukaryota, Metazoa, Arthropoda, Arachnida, Ixodida, Ixodidae. The transcript has 2 exons. The record is from RefSeq and is a predicted model, not a curated record. Bases 152 to 418 code for a protein of 88 amino acids.